CAGCUUGCCCCACCUCUCCCAACCCCGCCCAGCUUCGCAGUCGACGGACUGAGGGUCGAAGUGUUCGAGGCUUUUACUGCUCCGGCAUGCGGAAAAGUAUGUUAUGCAUAAAAGUGGAUAAUUUACAGGAUAAAUGAAAAUGGCCAAUUCUUUAAGAGGAGAAGUAUUAAAUCUUUAUAAAAAUCUGCUGUAUCUUGGACGAGACUAUCCAAAAGGAGCAGACUAUUUUAAAAGGCGUUUGAAGAAUGUUUUCCUUAAAAACAAAGAUGUGAAGAAUCCAGAGAAGAUCAAAGAACUUAUUGCACAGGGCGAAUUUGUAAUGAAAGAGCUAGAAGCCUUAUACUUCCUUAGGAAAUACAGAGCUAUGAAGCAACGCUAUUAUUCAGAUACCAACAAAACUACUUGAUCAUUACUACCUUAAUUUAGCUGACAAUCAGUGCCAGCUGUUUAUGUAUAUCAGCUAUUGUAAAAUAAUUCUAACUUAAAAUGGGAAGAUCAAAAAUCCGUGAGCUGCCCUACUGAACUAAGUAGGUUUCAGCUUCUGUUCAUACUGAGAGAUUUAUCACCAACUUUAUGCUCAAUUUUGAUACGAAGAUAGCAAUUUAACUAUACUACCACUUAUAAUGAGCACCCAAUUUUGAAUGAAAAUAUACACUUAAUUCUGUAACUUAAUAGGACUUAGCCAAUUAUUUUUAACUUAUUUCUCCAUUUUACUGAUCAGAAUGCCAUUUACUGAACAUUGAGAAUAAGCAAAAUAAUUUCUUACACACUUAUUUCUCUUACUUUUUGAAAUGAAUCCCUUAUUUUUUCACUGAAUUUGGUACAUUAACUGCACAUAUUCAGGGCUCACUACAAAAUAAACAGUUCCUGGUAAUGAUUUAAAUGUAGUUAUAGAAGUAAUAAUAUGUAUGGAGUCAUUACUUCUGCCUUGAAAUAGUCUGCUGGUGACAGGCAUUACAUACAUAACUAUUCAAUUAAUUAUUUCCAUUAUUAAUGUUAUUGCUGCUACCUUUGGGCCUAAAACCAAAUUACCUGUUGUGUAUCAAUUACCUUCUUUGAUAAAAGGAAAUAAAUAAUGUUAUUCUAUUAUUUUGUCAUAAAGGCCAA
Sapajus apella (tufted capuchin) is the source of this 1107-nucleotide messenger RNA. It is a transcript of the gene ETFRF1, whose product is annotated as electron transfer flavoprotein regulatory factor 1. The transcript is spliced from 3 exons. Lineage: Eukaryota; Metazoa; Chordata; Mammalia; Primates; Cebidae. Gene Ontology annotation, biological process: respiratory electron transport chain. Gene Ontology annotation, cellular component: mitochondrion. Bases 134 to 406 code for a protein of 90 amino acids. The record is from RefSeq and is a predicted model, not a curated record.